AUGUCAUUUGAUUCAUUUGGAGAUUAUGCUACCAUUGUUGUUUUUGGUGCAUCAGGGGAUUUAGCUAAAAAGAAAACUUUCCCAGCAUUAUUUGGAUUAUUUAGAGAAAAACAAUUACCAUCAACAGUUCAAAUCAUUGGUUAUGCUAGAUCUCAUUUAGAAGAUGAAGAAUUUAAACAAAGAAUUUCUGAACAUUUUAAAGGUGGUGAUGAUAAAAUCAAACAAGAUUUUUUAAAACUUGUUUCAUAUAUUAGUGGACCUUAUGAUACUGAUGAAGGUUAUAAAAAAUUAGAAUCAAGAUGUCAAGAAUAUGAACAAAAGAAUAAUCAAAUAUCUGAAAGAUUAUUUUAUUUGGCUUUACCACCAUCUGUAUUCACUACUGUUUGUGAAAAAGUUAAAAAAAAUGUUUAUCCACCUAAAGAAGGUAAACUUAGAAUUAUUAUUGAAAAACCUUUUGGACGUGAUUUAGAUACUUAUCGUGCUAUGCAAAAAGAAAUUUCUCCAUUAUUUACUGAAGAUGAAAUUUAUAGAAUUGAUCAUUAUUUAGGUAAAGAAAUGGUGAAAAAUUUAUUAGUAUUAAGAUUUGGUAAUGAAUUAUUUAGUGGAGUUUGGAAUAAUAAACAUAUUUCAUCAAUUCAAGUUUCAUUUAAAGAAGCUUUUGGUACUGAAGGUAGAGGAGGUUAUUUUGAUACCAUUGGAAUUAUUAGAGAUGUUAUGCAAAAUCAUUUAUUACAAGUUUUAACUUUAUUAACUAUGGAAAGACCAGUUUCAUUUGAUCCUGAAGCUGUUAGAGAUGAAAAAGUUAAAGUUUUAAAAGCUUUUGAUAAUAUUGAUGUUAAUGAUGUUAUAUUGGGUCAAUAUACUAAAUCAGAAGAUGGUACCAAACCAGGUUAUUUAGAUGAUAAAACGGUGAAUCCUGAUUCUAAAGCUGUUACUUAUGCUGCUUUUAGAGUAAACAUUCAUAAUGAAAGAUGGGAUGGUGUUCCAAUUGUUUUACGUGCUGGUAAAGCUUUAGAUGAAAGUAAAGUUGAAAUUAGAAUUCAAUUUAAACCUGUUGCUAAAGGAAUGUUUAAAGAAAUUCAAAGAAAUGAAUUAGUUAUUAGAAUACAACCAAAUGAAGCAAUUUAUUUAAAAAUUAAUUCAAAGAUCCCCGGGAUUUCUACUGAAACUUCUUUAACUGAUUUAGAUUUAACUUAUGCUACUCGUUAUUCAAAAGAUUUUUGGAUUCCAGAAGCUUAUGAAGCUUUAAUUAGAGAUUGUUAUUUAGGUAAUCAUUCUAAUUUUGUUAGAGAUGAUGAAUUGGAUGUUUCUUGGAAAUUAUUUACUCCAUUAUUAAAAGCAGUUGAAGAUCCUGCUAAUAAAAUAGAAUUACAAUAUUAUCCUUAUGGUUCAAAAGGUCCAAAAGAUUUAAGAAAAUAUUUGAAAGAUCAUGGUUAUAUAUUUAGUGAUCCAGGUACUUAUCAAUGGCCAUUAACUAGUCCUAAUGUUAAAGGGAAAAUUUAA
Molecule: messenger RNA, 1503 nt
Organism: Candida dubliniensis CD36
Lineage: Eukaryota; Fungi; Ascomycota; Pichiomycetes; Serinales; Debaryomycetaceae
Gene: ZWF1
Product: glucose-6-phosphate dehydrogenase
Exons: 1
Coding region: 1-1503 (500 amino acids)
Biological process (GO): pentose-phosphate shunt, oxidative branch; glucose metabolic process
Cellular component (GO): cytosol
Molecular function (GO): NADP binding; glucose-6-phosphate dehydrogenase activity
Source: RefSeq, a predicted model, not a curated record